AUGCGCCCACGACGGCUGCUGCUCUCGUUGCUCGCUGCAGGCAUCGGUAGUGCCAUAGACACCCCCGUCCUGCCGCCGCCACCGUCACUUCCGCCCAGCACCCACACAAGGCAGGUACUGCCCGCCUUGUCCGCAGCAGCAGCUGAAGAACAGGUUGUCGUUGAUCUUGUCGUUGGUCGUCGUCUCGGACCCGUCAAACAUGGCAGGCGAGGUGCCUUUGAGCCCGAUGACAAUGGUCGAGUUCUCCGUAUCGGCAAAGAUGUGCCCUCGCAGGCCGUCGGCCUCCCAGCCAAAGUCUUCGGUGUAGUUGAACCCGCCGCCUACGUCCUCCCAUUCUCCCGUGUCGGGCUCGAGUAUAUAGGCGUCCGAGGCCAUGCGCGCAAAGCUGAGGACCGUCUCUUGAUCCGUCACAUUGGGCCCCGCAAUCUCGUCCAUGGUCCAGUCGUCGUCGGCGAGCUGUACGGGCCUCCCCGUCAUUCUGCCCCAUUCGAGUAUGCCGUCAAUCGUCUCUUUGCUUCUGUCCGCCAGCCUCUGAAUCGUCAUGGCCUCCGACUUGACGCGCAGCCGCGGCACCGGCUCGCCGUCGGCCAUCGAUACUGCCGCCUGCCCGGCAACAUCGAGUCGUCUGUGCAAAGCGGGGUACUUGUAUGUGCCACGGUGGAAAACGUGUCGCAGCGAAAGCUCCUUGUCGGUGACCUGUACCACAAUGUCACGGCCUUGUACCCGAACGCCGAGGUGUGGAUGGCGGGUCAUUCUCUUGGUGGCGCCGUGUCUUCGUUCCUCUCUCUGACCUUUGGACAUCCGGCCGUCACGUUUGAGGCGGUGCCAGAAGCCAUGCCCGCGUCGCGCCUGGGCCUCCCCGUACCGUCGGGCCAUCAGAUAGGGUCGAUGCAGCAGCGCAAGUAUACUGGCGGCUUUCACUUUGGACAUACCGCAGACCCAAUCUAUAUGGGAACGUGCAAUGCUGCUACUAGUGUGUGCACGAUUGGGGGAUAUGCUCUGCAGAGCGUCUGCCACACGGGGCACAAGUGUGUGUACGAUACAGUCAAAGACUUUGGGUGGCGCGUGGGCAUUGGCACACACAAGAUUGUCGAAGUGAUCCGAGAUGUCAUCUUGAAGUACGACGCGCCUCCGAAAUGCGAGCCCUAUGUCGACUGCACCGACUGCUAUACGUGGGAAUACUUUGAGAGCAACGGCACCGAAACGACGACGAGCUCCAGCCCUACGACGACGUCAUGGUCAAGCAGUACCACUCGCACGAGGACGGAAACAUGCAAGACCCCGGGCUGGUGGGGAUGUCUCGACGAGACGACGACGACGACAAAGUCACAUGGCAAAACGACAGUGACGACGACGUCGACGACGUCGACGUGUAAAACGCCUGGCUGGUUUGGCUGCAAGGAUGAGACGACGACGCGGACAAGCAUGACCUAUACGUCGGCGACGGCGGCGCCAGCACCCACGGUGACGACGACGACGUCGUCUUUGCCCACGCCAACGUCGUCGUGCAGGUAUCCGGGGUGGUUUGGCGGAUGCCUGGACGGCGAUGACCCACCCAGCAAGACACAUGAUCACUCCAAGUCAAAGCCGACGCCGAUGCCCACGUCGAGCAGCACGUCUUGCACGUCGGAAGGUUUCUUUGGCCUCAUCUGCUACGAGUCGAAGAAGCACAGCAAAACAAGUUCAGAAGGGCCGGUAACGGAAAGGAUGGAAAUGUAG
Molecule: messenger RNA, 1719 nt
Organism: Exserohilum turcica Et28A
Lineage: Eukaryota; Fungi; Ascomycota; Dothideomycetes; Pleosporales; Pleosporaceae
Exons: 3
Coding region: 1-1719 (572 amino acids)
Biological process (GO): piecemeal microautophagy of the nucleus; neutral lipid catabolic process; multivesicular body membrane disassembly
Molecular function (GO): glycerophospholipase activity
Source: RefSeq, a predicted model, not a curated record